AUGUCUCGGCAGUCUGUCUGCAGGAGCUUUGGAGGAGGGAGCCGGAGGGGCUACAGCUCCUGCUCUGCCAUCGCUGGGGGCUUUGGAGGAGGGGGCAGCAGGAGCAGGAGCAGCUACAGCUCCUUCUCCAUGUCCAGGGGGCUUGGGGGCGCAGGACGCUGCGGUGGCUUCAGCAGCAAGAGCCUGCACAGCAUAGGUGGCACUGGAAGGAUUUCCAUGGGAGGCUGCUACGGAGGCAGGAUGGGAGGCUUCGGGGGAGGAGGAAUGGGAGGCUUUGGAGGGAUGGGUGGUUAUGGUGGAGGGAUGGGUAGUUAUGGUGGAGGGAUGGGCAGUUUUGGUGGAGGGAUGGGCAGUUUUGGUGGAGGGAUGGGUAGUUAUGGUGGAGGGGUGUGUGGUUAUGGUGGAGGAGGGAUGGGUGGUGGAGGGAUGGGAGGCUUUGGUGGGCCAGGCUUUGGUGGGCCAGGCUUUGGCAUGGCAGGCUUUGGUGGGCCUGGGCGAGGCGGCCCUGGGAUCCAGCCGGUGCAGAUCGACACAACCCUCCUCCAGCCAGUCCAUGUGGAGAUCGACCCCCAGAUCCAGCAGGUCAAAAUCCAGGAGAAGGAGCAGAUCAAGACCCUCAACAAUCAGUUUGCCUCCUUCAUUGAUAAGGUUCGCUUCCUGGAGCAACAGAACAAGGUCCUCUCCACCAAGUGGGAGCUCCUCCAACAGCAAGGACCUUCAGGGCCCAGGAAGAACCUGGAUACCAUCUUUGAAAACUACAUCCAGAACCUGAGGAGGCAGCUGGACUCCAUCCUGGCACAGAGGAACCAGCUGGAGUCGGAGCUGCAGAGCAUGCAGCAGUACGUGGAGGAGUUCAAAAGCAAGUAUGAGGAAGAGAUCAACAGGAGGACAUCUGCUGAGAACGACUUUGUGGUGCUCAAGAAGGAUGUGGACACUGCCUACAUGACUAAAGUAGAGCUGGAAGCCAAGGUGGGAGCCCUGACUGAUGAGAUCAACUUCCUGAGGUGCAUCUAUGAGGAGGAGCUGGCUCAGAUGCAGACCAUCAGCAGGGACCUGUCUGUGGUGGUGUCCAUGGACAACAACCGACACCUGGACCUGGACAGCAUCAUCCAGGAGGUCAGGCAGCAGUAUGAGCAGAUAGCUCAGAGCAGCAGAGCUGAGGCUGAGGCUUGGUACCAGAGCCAGUACGAGCAGCUGCAGAGCACAGCUGGCAGGCAUGGGGACAGCCUCCGCAACACCAAGAUCGAGAUCCAGGAGCUGACCAGGAACAUCCAGAGGCUGAGGGCUGAGAUUGAGAACGUCAAGAAGCAGAACAAUCAGGUGCAGGCAGCCAUUGCUGAGGCUGAGGAGCGUGGGGAGAUGGCCCUGAAGGAUGCCAGGAUAAAACUGGAGGAGCUGGAAACUGCCCUGAGCAAAGACAAGGAGGAGCUGGCUCGCCUGCUGAAGGAGUACCAGGAGCUGCUGAACGUCAAGAUUGCUCUGGAUGUUGAGAUUGCCAUGUACAGGAAGCUGCUGGAGGGAGAGGAGAACAGGCUGUGCAACGAUGGAAUGUCCAACGUCAAUGUCUCUGUGGUAGGCAGGACCACGAUCUCCGGAGUCAGAGGAGGCUUCGGCAGCGGCAGCGGCGUGGGAGGAGGCUUCGGCGGCGGCAGCUGCGGCAUGGGAGGAGGCUUCGGCGGCGGCAGCUGCGGCAUAGGAGGAGGCAUGGGAGGAGGAGCAGGCAGCUUCGGAGGGGGCAGCAUGGGCGGCAGCUGCGGCAUAGGGGGAGCGGUGUACGGCGGCGGCUUCUCGUCGGGCAGCGGCAGGGUGUGCGGCUCCGGCGGGGGCUCGUCCUCUGUGCGCAGAUGUGUGACCACCACCUCGGUCAAGUCUUCCGGAGUGAGGUUCUGA
Molecule: messenger RNA, 1890 nt
Organism: Indicator indicator
Lineage: Eukaryota; Metazoa; Chordata; Aves; Piciformes; Indicatoridae
Product: keratin, type II cytoskeletal 5-like
Exons: 9
Coding region: 1-1890 (629 amino acids)
Biological process (GO): keratinization; intermediate filament organization
Cellular component (GO): keratin filament
Molecular function (GO): structural constituent of skin epidermis
Source: RefSeq, a predicted model, not a curated record